This is a messenger RNA of Hippocampus zosterae (dwarf seahorse), 3571 nucleotides long. RefSeq lists its product as uncharacterized. Gene Ontology annotation, biological process: actin filament bundle assembly. Gene Ontology annotation, cellular component: plasma membrane; actin cytoskeleton. Bases 293 to 2938 code for a protein of 881 amino acids. Gene Ontology annotation, molecular function: actin filament binding. Lineage: Eukaryota; Metazoa; Chordata; Actinopteri; Syngnathiformes; Syngnathidae. The transcript has 2 exons. The record is from RefSeq and is a predicted model, not a curated record.
AAGAGAUAGUGCUGCUUAUCGGAAGCAAAAGUGGCGAGCGAAUCCGUGCGGCCAACAAAAUCCAAUGCAACGCUACUGACACCGUACAAAGCCACCUGAGGCUAACUUGGGUUUAUUUCAGACUUAAAUGGGUGGACAACCACUCCACAGACAGCCAUUUGUAUAAAAACAACAUUCAUAUACUGUGGCUUUAGGUCUCUGUGGGACUGAAAACAGAACAUUUGGGUCCUAAAAUGUUCCAUUUGUUGCUACUUUGUUUCCAUCGUUAUAGUUCUUCUCACCUGUCAAGGAAAUGUGUUCAGCCUGUUUGACGCCGGUGUAUCCAGUGGAAAAAAUGGUGGCCAAUAAACUUAUCCUGCACAACAGCUGUUUUUGCUGCAAACACUGUCAGAAGAAGCUCAGCAUUCACAACUAUUCCUCUCUUUAUGGCGAGUUCUACUGCAUGUCUCACUACCAACAGCUUUUUAAAAGAAAGGGAAAUUAUGAUGAGGGAUUCGGGCGCACGCAGCACAAAGACCGCUGGCUUCAAAAAGAUAAACGCAUGGAUGAACCUGACGCCGCACCUGCAGCAAAAAUGACAAAAAGCAACUCGGGCGCUUCCACGAGCGCCAGAGAGGAGUCGGCUGAAGUAUUUGUCGCAAAGACGCGUGAAACUGAGAUCACACGCGGCAGCCGUGCCGAUGUCAGGGGCAAACUGAAAGUUAAUUGGCCACCCGAGAAGACGAAGCGUCCUCUCGAUAUAAACGCAGCGGAUUUGAAACAAAAAGAUCACCUCGUGACGUGCGUGCAUGACAACGUGUCGGAAAUGAGGGAGAAAUAUCGGGCAAAGGACAGCACCUCGGAGGACAAAGCUCGCUUCGAGGAACUGAAAUUAAGGAGUGGUGCCACAAACAGGAAACAUUUUCAAAACAACAAUUCCCCGACAAAAGUUGACGUGCCUUUUCAUCUGCUAGGAAAAGGAAGCAGAUUCUCAGACGCGAAUAAGAAGCAGAUAGCAACUGCGCCUACCAACGAUACCAAAUUGAGUCAAGCAUCUAACAGAGUGGAUGCUACUUCGGAAAAAAAAAGGAAAUCUGUCUGGUUUGCACCAAAUGUUGACAUUUCUCCCGAUGAUAAGACUCGUCAGCUAGCCUCAGACGAUACAGAGGAGCAUGUCAGUGGGCUCCAAGUUAAAACCUGCAAGAGCGCAAAUGAUAAUUUGGGCAAAAAUGAAACCGAGCAAUCGAGUGACCUUGAAAAAAUACAGCAUGAACAUAAGCCCGCUGUCGAGGCCAAUGUUGAGCAAAGUCCAGGCAUGCUACAUCGCGAGGGCAAAAAAGAUGCACUUCUUGGUGACACAGGCGAUGAUGUCAAAGACAAUUCGACUCGUGUGACACAAGAGUCAUCUGAUAAACUGGACGUAGAGUUGGAAAAAGCAAAUCCUCUCACAAAACUAACUGAAACGCUCUCGGAAAGUGUCGGAAGUAAGGACGAUAGUACCGCGAAACGGGUUCUUGCAAAAACAAAUGCUCCUGUGAGUUCUGCGAAACAGACCGACAGGUCAAAGGUCAGACUAGGAUCUUGGUCGAAAGGAAGAAGCGCUUUGUCAAAGUUCUUUGCUGCCCGGGACACUGAAAAAAAUAGCAAGAUCGAAGCAAAAAGUGUCCAGAAAGCAGAUGAGAAGCCCGAUGUUGAACUCCCGGGAAAAGUCUUCCAGUCAUCCUCAGACCAGAAUGAAGACACCACAAAAAUGAGUACUGAGGAUGAGAAUACCCGUGCAGUCGAUACCAUCCGAGUCAAACCUCAGGACGGUGACUCAAACACGCUCGAGGGGACGAUUCGCACAGAGCCAGAUCUCCCAACGAGCCAAGCAAUCGAGGACCGAACUGAUCUGGUCCAAACAGACACCAGCGAGCAAGAUUCAAAUGCCACAGAUGACAGGAGCAGAGAGACGAGAUCCCCAGCGCUGGCCGAGCCUGAGACGGCGGACGGCAUCGGUCUUUCAUCCACGGACAGGCACGACUCUCUGGAGUCGACGGAUGAACUGCCCGUUGAACCCAACGGAGUUCUCGCUGCCAGUUCUGCCGCUGCUGAUCCGCCACUUCCUGGGAACAAUCAAGAUAAAGAUGAGCUUGAAGAUGCGACAAAACCAAAAGACAGAAACAUUCAGCACGACUCUCUGGAGUCAACGGAUGAACUGCCCGUUGAACCCAACAGAGUUCUCGCUGCCAGUUCUGCCACUGCUGAUCCGCCACUUCCUGGGAACAAUCAAGAUAAAGAUGAGCUAGAUGAUGCGACAAAACCAAAAGACAGAAAUAUUCAGCACAAGGCAUUUUUGAACGGUAUUCAAGAAGCUUCGCGAACCAGUCCGAAUCCUCUUGAUCAGUUCAUUUCCCAGGAGUGUUUGGAGGAGAACCCCGGGGAGGUGAUGCUUCCGGUCGCCAACAAUGCAUCCUCCGAGACGUUUAGCCUGCUUGACACUCAAACGGAAUCAAACCACAUUGAAGUACUUGAGCGGGUCGAGCAGCAAGCGGCCGCCAUCGGUCGGGAUGACAAUCAAGGCCUCGCAACUUUGACCUCCAGCAGCCUGACGUGCACUCAAGAGUCGGAUUUUGACUUGUUCAGCCCAAACAGCCGUUUGCUUAGCGACCAACAACCUGUUUGCGGCCCACCGGUCCUUGAUGAUAUCUUUGCAGUGGGCGAAAUGCCAGCGAGUGCUGAGCUUUUCGAUGCCGGUCCGCCGAAUGGGCUGUUAGAGUCGGCGACAAAACCCGCCGCUGUUCCGUCAGAUCUUUUCUCUCUUGACGUCUUUGCGUCGGGGACACAGUUGCUACCAAUGUGUCACGACCCAAGUGAUUUAUCUUCACCUUUGAAGUGCGUUACGGAAAAAAACAACGCCGAACAAACUGAAGAGAAUGAUGUGAACAACAGGAAGUGGAUGGAUGACUUGUUCGGAUAAGAGCGGCGCUCAAACGGGAUCACUCAUGUCCAUCUCUUUUUUUUUCAAGUUUUCUUUUAUUUUUUUUAAACAAGGGGUUUCUCAAGAGAAACAAACCAUUACGAUUUACAUCUUCAAUUACGUUGUGAAAUAUAAACUGCACUUUGGAAGAAAAUGAUUCACAAUUUGUUCCCUUUCCAGUCUUUUAGAUACUGCUUAUCAUGAUUUCGUUUGAACAAAUGCAGUUGAGCUCAGUGCAGUUUGGGAUUCUAGUUGCGUGCAAGGGACGACAAAUUUAGAACAUUUUGUGAAAAUUACUUGUCUUGAAUGUACCGUAUCAUUCCCGUUUGUAAUAAUCUAGCUACCAUAUGCUUAAGCGUCCCAACAUUUCAAUCAAACCUUUUUUUCGACCCUUGUGCAGGGUUUAUGAUGUCCUCGUGGUCAGGUCACUUCAAUAUGUGAUUUCAACUUGAAGUCACUCUUUGUUAAUUGUCGUACCACAAUGGAAAUAAACAAAGGGCGGAUCAUCUGAACAAAGAUAUGUUGCCAUUGUUGGGGAAAAUAAUUUUGAGUAUUAUCAUAAAUUUAAAAAAUGUGUGCCGGGCUCCAGGCUGCAAUUACAUGUGUGACUAAUGAAUAAAUUUGCUUCUUCAA